Echinops telfairi (small Madagascar hedgehog) is the source of this 2015-nucleotide messenger RNA. It is a transcript of the gene IL36G, whose product is annotated as interleukin 36 gamma. Bases 140 to 727 code for a protein of 195 amino acids. The record is from RefSeq and is a predicted model, not a curated record. Gene Ontology annotation, molecular function: cytokine activity. Lineage: Eukaryota; Metazoa; Chordata; Mammalia; Afrosoricida; Tenrecidae. Gene Ontology annotation, biological process: inflammatory response to antigenic stimulus; positive regulation of gene expression; cytokine-mediated signaling pathway. The transcript has 5 exons.
AAGCCAAAAGCCCACAGCUCCCCCAAACCCAGUGGAUCUGUGAUGCUCUUCCUGUGACCCGGAGGUGUGGAAUUUCCCUCUUAGUGACUCUCCUGCGCUGAUUUCUGCGGAGUCCCUCAGGUGCAGAGACAAUCCCGUUAUGGAAGGCAUUGGAGGACACCCACAUCAAGAUGGUAAAGUUGAGAUGGGACUUUGGAGAUCCAAGAUGCCUGUACCCCCAGGUACCUCCUCUAGACACUCCAAAAUGGAUGAUUCAGCCAAGAAGGAGGUGAUGGCUCGUCCUGAAUUUGGGAAGAUCACCGAUUUGAAUCAUCAGGUGUGGUUCCUUCAGGGUGACACCCUUGUGGCCAUUCCAGGGAGUACCAAUGUGUCUCCAGUCACUGUAACUUUCAUGCCAUGCCAAUAUCCAGAGCUGUUUGAGAAAGACAAAGGCAUUCCAAUUUAUUUGGGAAUAAAGACUCCAGAAAGGUGUUUGUCUUGUGAGGAUGUUCAAGGGCAACCCACACUGAAACUGAAGGAGGAAAAGAUCCUGGAUCUGUACAACAAGGACAAGCCUGUGAUGCCCUUUCUCUUCUACCAUGACAAGAAAGGAAGGACCUCCACAUUUGAGUCUGUAGCCUUCCCUGGCCAGUUCAUUGCUUCCUCAGCGAGAGGCCAGCCCAUUUUUCUCACUUCAAAACGGGGAGAAACAUACAACACGGAGUUUGAUUUAGUUACAGGGUUUUGAAACCAGGCAGGAGGUCGAAAUGUGGUCACACUUCCAUCUUCUAAUUCCCAAUAUGGUUUUGUCUAUAUCCUAUCAUUAAAAUAGUACACCAUUUCCACACCUAUAUAAAGAAUUGAGCAGGGCUGCGAUGAUCUCAUUUUAGGGAUGAAGAAGAAAUAACCAAGGAAUCAAAUGUGGACUCAGAACCAGGAAGGAUGGAAUGUUGCAUGGUUCUCCUCACAAGCCAACAUUUUCCAUUUUCCAGAUCAGAGUCAUGUGAGUUCAGGACCAUUCGCUUCAAAACUCUCAGAAAUUUACCCAAGAGUUGUGACUCGCAUCAUGUUGCUCUUUGUUAUGUGUUCUUUCCUUUUUCAUGCCUUACUUUCUGUAAUCUUACUAUCUUGUCUGUGUCCCUCUUCGACCUUUAGAAAUGAAAGGACCCUUGUGUUUCAUGGAAUUAUUUUGUCCCCCUUUCCCCAAUUUAAAUGUGUGCACAUAAAACCAAACAUGCAUGUUUAUGUAUAAACACAAGCGGUCUAACAAAAAUAGAUCUAAAGUGAAAUUAGAAAACUCAGAGACUAAACUGAGAUUAGUAGACUAUAAUUGAAUGAAAACUGUAAUCACGGUGGCCAGCAUGGGAAUGGGGUAUGUCUAGGGAGUAAAGGAGCCUUGUCAAUGGUGAUCAAUUCAAGGCAGGGAAUUAAGCCUGAAAUGGAUGACGUGAAAUGACACUCCAGAACAACAAUUCUGUUUACAGCCUCACAGACUUGGUUUCUCCUGCUUAUGCUAGUCUUUUCCAUUUAGGCAGAUUCACUAUCCUUUAAAAACGACUGUAAGUUGCUUUAGAAGGCUCUUUAGGGAACAGAAAGCUUGAUUUCCUACCAGCCAUGCAUCAGAUGAUACGUUCUGAUGAAAUUUAGCGUGUGCUUUUAGAAGUGACUGUAGAGAGAUUUAGCUCAGUUCAAUUUAUAAAUAUAAAAGAUUUCCCUAGAGUUGACUUCAAUACUACUAAUGCAUAAAAUGCUUGCUUCCUUAGGUAAAUUCUACAAAAUAGUGAUAGUAAUUAAAAACGUUUUUAAACUUUAGAAUAAUCAGUUUUCACAACUCUGUUAGGAACGCCAACAAACAAUUUACAAGCCAAUUUAAUGCAACAUCUCUUGAUUCUUUAACAUUUUCUUCAGUUGCAUACAAUUUCAGCUCUGCAAUUUUAUUAAAAUGGGCACUUAAGCUAACUAGUUUUUGGAUAGAAAAAUCAGUCAUUGAAUAUUGAGUUAGUUAGUUUAUUGUGCCAACCUGGCCAAUAAACACA